Plasmodium vivax (malaria parasite P. vivax) is the source of this 3102-nucleotide messenger RNA. RefSeq lists its product as hypothetical. The record is from RefSeq and is a predicted model, not a curated record. Lineage: Eukaryota; Apicomplexa; Aconoidasida; Haemosporida; Plasmodiidae. Bases 1 to 3102 code for a protein of 1033 amino acids. The transcript has a single exon.
AUGAAGCUUUUACAAAAAUGCAGAAUUGUACAUGUGGCCAAGCAGUUGCUCCCCCCCAGAAGGGUAAAAAUCAGGGCCCAUGGAACGGCCGUACGGGAGAAAUGCACGGGAAGUAGCACACCCCCGAGAGGGGCAAGUCACACGCCAAGCGCGAACACCCCAAGAGGGAACACCCCAAGUGAGAAUGCCCCAAAGGGGAACACCCCUGGGCAGUCCGAACUUGUCAGACAAAUAAGAAAGUCCUGCAGAAAAGACGACCUGUGCAGCAUCUACAAAUUCUGCGACCAAUUUUUGCACCUUCUAAAAUUGAAGCAAAUUAAGGAAGACGAUUUUUCCAUAGUAAUUCACCUGCUGAGUAAAAAAAAAAUGCACGACAAUAGCUUUUGGAGACGCAUAGCCAGCACAGAAAAUGUGAAUUUCAUUUUCAACAUGAAUUUGAAGCAGAUAAUUCUCACCUUCAAUAGCAUUGCCAAUUCGUACAGGUACCUCAGCUUGACCUUUUUAAACGAAUUUACGCAGAAGUUCAUAUUUGUCUUAAAAUGCCAGAGGAAACUCCUUUCUCUUUCUCGAGGAAGAAAGGCGGUGCGGCAAAGGGCAAGUGACCCCCUCACACGAGACAGUUACCCCUCGUACGAUGAAUCGAGGCACACAAAUUUUCAGCCGCUCUCCAAUUUGACAUACCACAAAGGGGGGACUAAAAUUAAAGUGGACGAUUACGCGAAUGAAUUCGCAUCUCUGAACAUUACAAAGGAGAACCCCACAUGGAAUACGCUAUUUCACAAAAAUGAUGACCAAAAUGUUGGUCCCCUUCUUAGGAAUAGGAAAAACCAUUUGAAUGGCUUAGACCUAACCCUAGCAUGCAACACAUAUUCUAAGCUGAACCACGUAGAGAACUUGCAAAAUGUAGAAGAGUUAAAACAAAUUAUGUACAAACUUUUUCUUUAUUUUUUAUUUUUCAACAAAAUAAAUUGCGACCAUCUGAUUCUCUUCAUGUAUAGCUACACACGGGUGAGAGGAUGUAUACACACAAGUGUGCUGCUCAAAGUGCAGAAGGUGUUACUGAGUCCGCCAAAUGGGCUGCACCAUCAUUUUCAAAAACUGCUUACUGUGCACACCCUGGAUGUAGGCUCAUUAAACAUGCUAAUGAGUGUACUACAAAGGGGAAAUGUUAAGGACGAAAUGAUCUGCAAAGAAAUGAUCCUCUCAGUGGUAAUAAAUUUAAAUUUGAAGAAUGAAAAAAGGACCAAAAUGAAGGGGUCUGUCUUAAGUGGGGAAGACAAUAACUGUGCCGAUUGCCUCAACCAUUUUGAAGACGCAUUGGGUCACUCACCUCGAUAUGCCCCCUCAAAUAGCAACGAUACGGACGAGGGUACUCACGAACUUGUAACAGCUUGUACACUUCCUCAUGGCGACCAUUCCGAGAUGCUAAAAAAAAGGCAAACCCUCCUUGAACAUUUUACAAACAAGGAUUACACGUACGUAGCGGAGAAAGACCACCCGCUCGUUAAACUAAAAAGGAAGGACUUCUGCUUCCUUGUAUACAAUAUAAACAAAUUAAAAAUAAAAAAUUACUACAAUGUGUACGACUAUAUAAAGCAGGAGUUGAGUGCUAGCCUGCCGUGUAUGAAUGUCUACAGCUGCUGCAUCAUGCUGGACUGCUUAAUAAAUUUAAACAUACUUGAUCAAAAAUUAUUUAAAAAAAUGCUGACCAGCUUGAAAAUAUUAUUCGAUAAAAAUCACUAUAAUGAGAAGGACGUUACGGACAUUUUCGAAUGCCUAUGCAGAUAUGACCAGAAAAAUUCGGCCCAUCAUAACGAAAUAUGCAACUUCCUACAAUGGUUAUUUUUAAAAGUACAAAUAAAAUUACAAAAAUAUAACUACACAAAUUUAAUUUCGAUUUUCUGUUGCGCUUCUCACUUUAACGUACUUUUUCCCAACAGUGUGCUGCAAGAUUUGUGUAUAGACGUGCUGAACAAUUUUCAGUCAAUGGAUAUAAAAUUGCUUCUCCCCCUUCUAUACUUUUUAAAAAGUAAAAAUUACGAAAUUAAUAUUUUUUUUUUUAACACAAUCACGGAGAAAGUCCUUUCCAAAAUGAAUGAUGCGCACACGUUUUUUUACCUUUUCUAUAUUUUGUCCAGUUUUGCUUCAGAAACGCUGCAAAAAGAGACUCCCAUUUUGAUCAGACUGGCCAACUUACUGCAGCGUAAUGAGAAGAUGCUAACUGUAGAGCAAAAACUCACCAUCGCAUUGCACACAGUUGUAACUCCUGUGUUGAUGCUAAAUGAGACAUUCCUCCUCUUCUGUGAGAGGGCGUUUGUGGAUAUUUUGCGUGCGGCACAUGAGGGGCACACACAACUAAAGGGGAGCAACCAACUUUAUACUACGUCAAAGGUAACUCCCCCCAAAUGGAACAACAGCUUCGCCCCAUACUUCACCAGCAGUGAUAAUCAUACCAAUUUUUACUUCAACACAAAAUUGGGUGGUACCGAAUUGGAGGUUUUCCUUUUUUUGCUACUGUCAGAUGUGUAUCAGAAGAAACGCUUGCUUUUUAAAAAGGGGGACUGCCUAACAGCGCAGGGUGAAAAAAAUAAACACACCAACCUGCAGGGAAGCCAAGUAAGCACACGUAAGUUAGACGUACUGUUCAACUUUAUAUACAUCAAAUUGGAGAGUGAUGGCCUCAGCUACUUCCUAAAAAAUAACAUCCAUUCGUUCGAUCGGCAAUUUUGCGCAAAACGGUUGGACACGCAAAAAGCACACAAGUAUAGCCCCAUUUUUAACUCAAGCAAAUAUGCAAACGAAGAGGGAAAAAAUAAUGGGAGGACGCUCCACAUUUUCAACAACGAGAUGAGGGAACACUUCCCCAACUUGGAGGGAACCCUUUUUAAUGUAAUCAAAACAUGUUAUGAAGAUUUUUUCAUUUACACAUUUUUCGUAAAAAAAAAGGACAAACAGUUUGCUAAUUAUUGGAGCCAAAACGAACGCUGCACUUACGCCGAUUCGUUUCUCCUCCACAGGAAUGAUAGCUUAAUUAUAAAAUUGAAAAAGAACAUGUUCAUCAAUUCGAUGCACAUUCCGUAUGUGUUAAAACCGUUUCUGUAA